GGAGAACGGCGAGGGCAGCCGAGCUAACCCGGAUUGAACCAUUAAAUCUAUUGGCAGCUCGCGGAUAUUUGAUAUUUCAUCAUGGACAAGAGUGAACUGGUACAGAAGGCCAAACUCUCGGAGCAGGCCGAGCGCUAUGACGACAUGGCCGCUUCCAUGAAGGCUGUGACCGAGCUGGGGGCCGAGUUGUCUAACGAGGAAAGAAACCUUCUUUCUGUCGCCUACAAGAACGUGGUCGGCGCCCGGCGCUCCUCCUGGCGGGUGAUUUCCAGCAUCGAGCAGAAGACAGAAGGAAACGACAAGAGACAACAGAUGGCGCGAGAGUACCGCGAGAAAGUGGAGACUGAGUUGCAAGAUAUCUGCAAGGAUGUUCUGGAUCUUCUGGACAGGUUCCUGGUACCAAACGCAACCCCACCAGAAAGCAAGGUCUUCUACUUGAAAAUGAAAGGGGAUUAUUACCGAUACCUUUCAGAAGUCGCUUCUGGGGACAGCAAGCAAGAAACCGUAGCCAACUCUCAACAAGCCUACCAGGAAGCGUUUGAAAUUAGUAAAAGCGAGAUGCAGCCAACACAUCCCAUUCGACUUGGACUGGCUCUAAACUUCUCCGUGUUCUAUUAUGAAAUUCUGAACUCUCCCGAUAAAGCCUGCAGUCUAGCAAAAUCAGCAUUUGAUGAGGCAAUAGCUGAACUGGACACACUGAAUGAGGAGUCCUACAAAGACAGCACUCUAAUCAUGCAGCUACUAAGGGACAAUCUUACACUAUGGACCUCAGAAACCCAAGGAGAAGAGGCUGAUAAUGUAGAGGGCGACAACUAACAACUGCCACCCAUAUGUUUUUCCUUUUUUUCUUCUGUUCAGUCACUCUGUUUUGUAAACACAUAUAUCCCUUUUUUGUGCAACAAGUUAAAAGAAUAGUACAUCGACUUUCACAACCUCAGUAGCAGAACAGUAUGUGCAUUAGGAAACCAGACUGGUGUAUUUACUCAAAGCAGGAGUAAUACAUUCUAAGUCUAAAAACAAAUGGCAUUCUAUUUCUUUUUAUAUAAAUAUACCUGAUUUAAUUAUG
Messenger RNA from Xenopus laevis (African clawed frog), 1066 nucleotides. RefSeq names its product tyrosine 3-monooxygenase/tryptophan 5-monooxygenase activation protein beta S homeolog (gene ywhab.S). The record is from RefSeq and is marked provisional. NCBI's taxonomy places the organism in Eukaryota, Metazoa, Chordata, Amphibia, Anura, Pipidae. Gene Ontology annotation, cellular component: cytoplasm.